Acanthocheilonema viteae is the source of this 1398-nucleotide messenger RNA. Lineage: Eukaryota; Metazoa; Nematoda; Chromadorea; Rhabditida; Onchocercidae. The record is from the annotation of a GenBank genome assembly.
AUGUCGAAUUGGAAUGGACAGCCACUACUGGAAUACCUGAGUAGCCGUACCAUUGGCCAACUAGAUAAGCUGUAUUCAUAUCCUGCAAUAUCGUUUGCUAUUUUCCGACUCUUGCCGGAACUUUCACAGCAGCUUAUCCUGAAAAUACUUUGGCUAAAUGGUACUGAAAAGAAGUGUGAAUGGCGUACAUGGUCAGUCCCAGAUUUCGAGGUAGCAAUGAUGAAUCAUGUCAAUGGAUUGAGGAAAUUGAAGAUAAUUAUUGGAGAUGAAGAAGUUAUGAUUAAUUCGCAUGUAUCAAAAGAUAGCUUGACUGGUGGCUUAAUGAAUUUCUUUUGGGAGAUCAACUAUCAGCCUGUGUAUCGUCGUGCAUAUCUUAAAGCAACUCGUAUUGGAUUGUGCAAAGCAUCAGAGCUCAGUGUAGUUACAGACUGCGAUGAGAAAACUCGAAAAUCGGCAAAUAAAGAUCUCGGAAGAAAAGCAAUUGAAAGAUGGGAAUGCAUAUUGCAUUAUUUGGCUUUACCGUCGCAGAAAAGCGAGCAAGGUGUCAGUGGGACCACUAAAAUGCUUUUCAGAUCCGCGGGUCUGACUAGCACUGAAAAUGAAGAUGGUGAUAUAGAAAUAACAUCAGCAGGUUUCCAAUUUCUAUUAUUAAAUCGUUCGGAGCAAAUUUGGACCUACCUCUUGCAUUAUUUUCAUAUGCAAGAAGUAGCUGAUAAAGAACGACCCGCCGGUAGUCGAGCAUUUCUUAUCGAUGAAAGUUGGCCUGAGCCUAUCAAGGAUUUUUUGAUGCACCUCAGGGAAUUGGGAUUGAUUUUUAUAAGGAAACGAAAAGACGGGUUUUUCUUCUUAACUCCUUUACUCAAUCAUUUGACCGGUAUUUCCUAUACAUCUGAAACAUGCAUAGCAAACCGUAAUCAAGAAGGCUUUGUGAUAGUGGAGACAAACUAUCGGGUUUAUGCAUAUACAGAUUCAACCUUGCAACUUGCAAUACUUUCGACAUUUACAGAAAUGCUUUACAGAUUCAAUGAUAUGUCCGUGGGUGUGCUGUCCCGGGAAACUGUAAGAAGAGCUUUUCAGGUUGGUAUAACAGCAGCACAAAUUAUAUCAUUUCUGCGUGCAAAUGCUCAUCCAACAACUUAUGCUGUAACAACUGAAUGCGGUGGAGUGAUACAGAGUGUACCGACAACUGUUGCCGAUCAGAUACGGCUUUGGGAAGAUGAAAGGCGACGUUUGGUAUUAUGCAAUGCUGCUGUUUAUUCGUCAUUUGAAUCUGAAAAGGAAUAUUAUGGUAUCUUAUUAUGGAGUGAUGAUGCGCAGAAGUUGCUAGUUAUUACAGAAGAAGGACAUGAAAGUGUGAAAGCGUGGUGGAAGAUGAAAACUGGUAAAAAUGGUUCUUAA